Wyeomyia smithii (pitcher-plant mosquito) is the source of this 2135-nucleotide messenger RNA. Its product is annotated as Fanconi anemia group M protein homolog. Gene Ontology annotation, biological process: interstrand cross-link repair; double-strand break repair via synthesis-dependent strand annealing; replication fork reversal. The record is from RefSeq and is a predicted model, not a curated record. The coding region runs from base 114 to 1997 and encodes 627 amino acids. Lineage: Eukaryota; Metazoa; Arthropoda; Insecta; Diptera; Culicidae. The transcript is spliced from 4 exons. Gene Ontology annotation, molecular function: 3'-5' DNA helicase activity; four-way junction helicase activity; four-way junction DNA binding.
AGUAAAUCAAUCGUUGUUGCUUGCGCCUUGUUUUUGUCUUUUUGUUGUGCCGUUGAAAAUUUAAAAAAAAAACUGGCUAGUUGUCGUUUUAUUUGAACAGAAUCGAACAAAAAAUGAGCUCUACACCACUUGAGGUAAUUUCACCGAAUCAGGAAUGCGUGGCUACCAUGUUGCGACCAUCACAACAGAGUAAUCCUUACGCUGGGUUCGAUCCGCAUGCGGGUGUCAGCUGGCUGUACCCUGUCGACUCUACAACACCGGAAUAUUUACCGUCGAUUACCGAAAAAGCUCUGCACUACAAUUCGCUGGUCGUUUUACCAAAUAAGUUUGAGAAAUCAUUUCUAGCAGCUGUAACAAUGUACAACAUCUACCGCUGGUAUCCUCUGGGAAAGGUUAUCUACGUGGCCCCGAAGCGAAGUUUUAUAGCGGAGCAAAUGGCUGCAUGCGAGAAUUUGGUGAAAUUUCCAACUGGUGAUUUAGUGGACAUGGUUUUCAAGCCGAACGAUCGUCUUCUGUAUUGGAUGUCGAAACGAAUUUUCUUUAUUACUUCCCACAUGCUUUUGUGCGAUAUCACCCGGGCUGGUGAAAAUCUACCCCUGGAGCAAACCAAACUAAUCGUCAUUGAUGAACCGCAGUUGGAAAGUCGAUUGCACGUCAAAAUUCUGCAACAACUUGCCGAACGCAAUGCAAAUUUUAGAGUUAUCUGCUUGUCGUUAACAUCCAGCAAGACUAUCGAUGCAGCUAUGCUUAAACAUUGGCUUAUUUCUAGUAUCGAACUACAAUGGGGUAAUCCGCUAGAAGCGCCAGAAGAUUGGUUGAUGAAUAAGAAAGAAAUAAGCAAUAUUGCGACGCCAGUUGGCAUCUCUCUGCAAAUGCUGCUUGAUGAGCUGCGUGAUAUUGGGCAGUGUUACACGAAGAAUUUGCACAAUUCAAAACUAUGCAAAGCUGAGUUUGAAACGAUAAACGUUCGGAUGGUUCGACAGCAACGGGACAAAUACGAAAAGGCUCUACUGACUGGAGUUCUGAGCAAAAAUCAUCACGAGUUAAUGUUGAAUUUUCAUCUGGCCGAGCGGACCCUGGUUGGUUAUAGCAUUUUGAAACGGGACGGUAUCAUUGCGAUACUGGAUUACUUCCACAAGGAUAUCGACAUAUUGGUACAGGGCCAGCAGAAGCUGGUUUCGUUUUUGGAUAAGUUACGGCAGGGUGUGUACAAUACACCGCAUCCAAAGUUUCGAACACUUGAAAAUUUUUUGCGGGAAUUUUUUAAGAGACGCCUUAACUCAAAGGUUCUAGUUGUGGUUGAAAGUAUAAGUUCCGCCUUGAUUGUUGCUGAUUGUCUUGGCAGAAUCCCAUCGUGUAAACACAAGGUGCUUAUGGGUGGAAACUACAUGCAAGAUGUACAAUCAUAUUGCAAUGGUGAAUUAGAUGUUUUGAUCGUGACGAUCGCGGCGGAGCCUGCCAUCAGCCUUUGCGCAACGGAUCUUAUUGUGCUAUUUAACGUAACAGAUAAUCCAAGAGAUUUUUUGGCCCACAUUGCCCGCACUCGUGGAGCAAAUCCCGGUGCCAUUGUAAUGUUGACAACCGAAGGAUCGGAGCAGCUUGCGGUGGAUGAAGUAAUCAGUACACGCCGCAAGUAUUUUUUCGAAAACCGUACCAUUCUACCGAUUGGAGUAGAUCUGUCCAACGAAAUGAUGCAAAGUUCGCCUUCUAUCAUCCCCCCGGGAUUUCAACCGAAGCGAAGACAUGCCGUUUUCAAUUUGAAGGCGGGAAACGAGGCGGUCGUGGAACUUGACGUCGAAUACCCGCUGAAUUCUUCGCAACCACAAGCUGGCGAGAAGCGAAAGAUCGUGGAAGUGCUUUCCGGAAAGCCAGCUGCCUACGAUUUAUCCAACGGUCAAGCGUUUUAUGAGGUUGUGCCAAUUAAGCAGCAAGCAAUUGCUUCAAUUCCGCCUCUUCUGUUGAGCGAGGAGUGUGCUGCGUCAUACGAAGUCGAAUGAAGCUUUGAAUUUCAGUUUAUUGAUUAUUAUUCUUUUGUUUCUGUUAAUUAGUAUUAGUACCUGUUAACGCCCGGAGGGUGUUUCAUAACCUUUUUUAUUCUAAACUGACUAUUUUCUUAUCUUUAUUUUCCUACACUU